AUGUCGUGCACAGUCGCCAUCAUAGGUGCAGGACCAGCAGGUCUUGCCUCCGCCAAAGCAGCACUUGAAGCUGGUUUAUCGGCUCGCGUGUUUGAAUCAGCAGAGGCUAUAGGGGGAUUGUGGUCGCCUGCUUCGAAGCUAUGUCGUCCAUCGAUGCGGACGAAUCUCUCCAAGUACACUUGCUGUUUCUCAGAUUUUCCUUGGCCCGAGAGCGCACCCACAUUCCCAACAGCUAGUCAAGUGGGCGACUACUUGGCCGCGUACGCUCACAAAUAUCUCAAGCCUGCAACGAUUUCUCUGGGAUGUAAAGUUACUGGCGUGAAGAGUCCGGGAGACGAUAAAAGGUGGUCCGUGACAUGGUCUAAUAGGUCUGGACAGCAAGAAACCGCUAUAUUUGAUCGUCUUAUUAUCGCAUGUGGCUUUUUCUCGGAACCAUAUAUUCCUGCCAUCCCUGGCCUCGAGACUUUUCCAGGAACCGUAUCUCACUCCUCCUUCUACUCCUCUCAUAAACCCUUUGAAGGCAAGCAUGUCGCAAUAAUAGGCGGCUCCCAUAGUGGCGUUGAAGUUGCGGAUGACAUCACCCCUCAUGCUGCUUCCGUACACCACGUCGUCCCACGUCAGUUCUGGGUCGUCCCGAAACAUCUCCCGCUGGAUGUCGAGGAUCCUGGGACAUCAUUUCUCCCUCUAGAUUUGGUGCUUUAUCGAUAUCCCACUCCGGUGCAAACCCAUUCAUCUACACAAGAACGAUGGAGAGAAAUGAACGAGUAUUUGCGUUCUUUUUCUGGGAACCUGUCUGAUUUCUCAGCUGACAUGAAAGCUGAUAUGAACUCGCCUCCACACGUUGCUGUUUCGGAUAUGUACACCAAUUUUGUCCGCUCUGGUCGUAUCAUAGUCCACAAAGGUCAUCUUUCUACUAUCUUUGGUUCUAAUUUGAAUCUCGAUCCCGAGAACUCGUCACCUCUCUCAAACAUGACGGAUAUCAUUUUCGCUACUGGUUUCCGCCCAUCUUCGGCAUCGACCAUCCUGCCACCGUCUCUGCUGUCUGCCCUCAACUUUUCCCCGAACGACCGCUUUCUCCCAUUUCUACUCCACCACGGUACCCUGCAUCCUUCCUUUCCAAAUGCCGCGUUUGUAGGACAAUACCGUGGUCCAUAUUGGGCUAGCAUUGAACUACAGGCCCAGUGGUGUGCCGGUUUGUUUUCUGGGUCGCUUUCGUGGCCUUCUCCCAACCAGUUCGAAGAAGGCCUUGCUUUGGAGAAACAAGUUAUAGACAGCAGACCUAGAGCGCAAUGGCCGAGGGAAUAUGUGAAAUUUUGCAGUGACUUGGCUCAAACAAUAGGAACUCCACUUUCGCCUUCUUGUCCCGGGCCUAACAAACGUCUCAUUCAGCCACAUGAUAUCUUUGCUCCGCAUCGUCUCACACGUCCUUUCUGGUUGCCAUCUUCCAAUCACCAAUGUGUCACUGAAGAAACCCCCUCGCUCCUAGAUACCCUCGAGCAUACCCUCUCUCAAUCUGCAAAUUCAGCUCUCUUCGUUGCAGCGGCUAUCUUCCGCUCUCUUCAUGGAACCUGGGUACUGAACCGAACCUACACCUCCCAUCUCCCUGACUAUCCCUCUGGGCCAAGCAUUGGGACAGCAGAAUUUACCCCCAGAAAGAUUUUAUCGGAAUCGCACCUCGAAUCCGAUCAUCAAAUUUACGAAACGGAAUACUUUUAUUCAGAAAAGACAGAAUUUAGCACCUCAACGGGGCUCAAACUUUCUGGGACGCAGCGCUACAUUUAUCGAUAUGACGAAUCCAAAGACAAACUCGAAGUAUUCUUUGCACAGCGGGACGACGCAGUUUCACGUGGCAGUCGUUUCCACCAGGUCAUCAUCGAACCUCCUUCGUUAGACGCUCCCCCUAUCCAAGCCUCUCAAAGUACGAUGUUGCCAUGGAGGGCAAAGGCCAGUCACUAUUGCAGUCCGGAUACUUAUGAUGGGUCGUACACGUUUUUCUUCAAGGGUGCAGAUCUCGAGAAGUGGAAGAUUGAGUAUGUGGUCAAGGGGCCAAAGAAGGAUUAUACGAUGGAGUCUUGGUAUUCGAGAAUGUAG
Molecule: messenger RNA, 2091 nt
Organism: Laccaria bicolor S238N-H82
Lineage: Eukaryota; Fungi; Basidiomycota; Agaricomycetes; Agaricales; Hydnangiaceae
Exons: 2
Coding region: 1-2091 (696 amino acids)
Molecular function (GO): flavin adenine dinucleotide binding; NADP binding; N,N-dimethylaniline monooxygenase activity
Source: RefSeq, a predicted model, not a curated record